AUGCCUAGAGACGAUUUGUCCAUCGAUUUUGUCAAGAGGAUGCCGCAAGCCGAGCCUCUCGACCCCGGCUUGAUCCUCGAUGACUGGAUCAACCGGGUCCAGAACCUCCCCGAAGAGAUUCGUUUCAUUCAAGAAGAAAUAUCAGACAAGGACCGUCAAUACAAUGAUUGCAUCCGCAUGAUCGAAGACCGCGAUGGCAAGAUCCAAAAGUGGAUAAAGACGAAUGGGAGUCAUGAGCCUAACCCCAAAGAAGAUAUGCUGCGAGCCCAGAUCCGCGAGAACUACAAUCGGGCAGACCAGUUUGCACAAGACAAGAUCAAUCUUAUGCAAAGGCUGCAGCUCGUCAUGGACAAGCACCUGCGUAGUUUGGAUAUUCAGAUCAAGCUGCUUUAUGAUCGUGCCGAACCUGGCUUCACAGACCCUGAUGAAGUUCCUUCGCUUCUUCGCCCCAGUGCCACUAAUCACAGCGCCCCUUCCGCUCGGACACUGAACCUAUCCAAUAAUAUCAACUCACCCGGUCCUCUGGCUUCACCGCGCAAUCCUGCUGCGGGCCCUGCCAACCCGGCCAUGGUUCGACUACCCAACCAACCCCAGAUAAGGCAUCCCCAGGCCCAGCAGCACGUUGCACAGUACCAGCAGCACGCGUCCUCCGCACCGGCCACGCCUGCCGCAAGCAUAAUACUGAACAGGCAGCGAGAGAGCUCAGCUGGUCCAGCGACGAAGAGAGGGCCACGGUCUAUCACGGGGCCUGGAAAUAUGCCCACAACAUCAAGUGGUUUGGCGAGGCAUUCAUCCUUGGGGCCUGGAACGCCAAAGAAUGGAGCUGGGACAAACUUGGGAGCUGGUGGCGCUGUUCGAGCAGGUAGUGCUGGGCCGAGAGCAGGAUCAGUUAAAGCGGUAGUUGGAAUGGCUGGCCGCAGAGGAACCCCGACAAUGAGCGGGCGUAAGAAGCCACCCAAUAGGUCAUCGCUGUCACGGGUGAAGAAGGCGUCGAACAGAAAUUCACCAGCCUCAACGGCUGAUAGUGACUUGUCAGACGCUGGAAGUGGCAGUGGUGAAGAGGAUGACAGCAUCGAGCCAAGACCGAGGACCACCUUGGCUAGGGAUGGAAAAAAUGGCAAUGAGGCGCCAGGAGAUGCCGAUGACGAUGAGGAUGGCGGCGAUGACAAACAGUAUUGCCUGUGUUAUAACGUGAGCUAUGGAGAUAUGGUGGCUUGCGACAACGACAAUUGUCCAUAUGAGUGGUUUCACUGGUCUUGUGUUGGACUCAAGAGCGAACCUAAUGGCACUUGGUAUUGUCCCGAGUGUACCGAGAAGCUGCGCAAGGGGAAGUAG
Trichoderma gamsii is the source of this 1335-nucleotide messenger RNA. RefSeq lists its product as hypothetical. The transcript has a single exon. The record is from RefSeq and is a predicted model, not a curated record. Gene Ontology annotation, biological process: regulation of DNA-templated transcription. The coding region runs from base 1 to 1335 and encodes 444 amino acids. Lineage: Eukaryota; Fungi; Ascomycota; Sordariomycetes; Hypocreales; Hypocreaceae. Gene Ontology annotation, cellular component: Rpd3L complex; nucleus; Rpd3L-Expanded complex.